ACUCUACAGCGGUGGGUAAUUCACUGGUCCAUAAGCGGUCUCCUUUACGUCGAAGCCAUAAGAGCUCAGCAUCUCUGACCAAGCUGUCAUUACGUGAUGGACACAAAGCCAAAAAGCCACUGUGUAAAUUUGAAGAAGGUCAGGAUGUCCUAGCUAGAUGGUCAGAUGGCUUGUUUUAUCUUGGAACUAUCAAAAAGAUAAACAAACUGAAACAGAACUGCUUCAUUAUAUUUGAAGACAGUUCCAAAUCCUGGGUUCUCUGGAAGGACAUACAAACAGGAGCCACUGAGAGUGGGGAAAUGGUCUGUACAAUAUGUCAGGAAGAGUAUUCAGAAGCACCGAAUGAAAUGGUUAUAUGUGAUAAAUGUGGGCAAGGGUAUCAUCAGCUGUGUCACACACCAAAUAUUGAUUCCAGCGUGAUUGAUUCAGAUGAUAAAUGGCUCUGUCGACAGUGUGUUUUUGCAACAACAACAAAGAGGGGUGGUGCUCUUAAGAAAGGACCAAAUGCCAAAGCACUGCAAGUCAUGAAACAAACGUUACCGUAUAAUGCAACAGAGCUUGAAUGGGAUGCAGGUCAUAAAACCAAUGUCCAGCAGUGUUACUGCUAUUGUGGAGGACCUGGAGACUGGUAUCUAAAGAUGUUGCAGUGCUGCAAAUGUAAGCAGUGGUUUCAUGAGGCUUGUGUGCAGUGCCUCCAAAAGCCAAUGCUUUUUGGUGACAGGUUUUAUACGUUCAUUUGCUCAGUUUGCAGUUCUGGACCAGAAUACCUCAAACGUUUACCCUUGAGAUGGGUAGAUAUAGCACAUCUAUGCCUUUACAACCUAAGUGUUAUUCAUAAGAAGAAAUACUUUGAUUCGGAGCUUGAACUCAUGGCCUAUAUUAAUGAAAACUGGGAUAGAUUGCAUCCUGGUGAGCUGGCAGAUACACCAAAAUCUGAAAGAUAUGAGCAUGUACUGGAGGCAUUAAAUGAUUACAAGACCAUGUUUAUGUCUGGAAAAGAAAUAAAGAAAAAGAAGCAUUUGUUUGGCUUGAGAAUUCGUGUUCCUCCUGUGCCACCAAAUGCUGCUUUAAAGGCUGAGAAAGAACCAGAAGGAACUUCUCAUGAGUUCAAAAUCAAAGGCAGAAAAUCAUCUAAACCGAUCCCUGAUGUGAGGGAAUUAAGUAAUGGUAUAGAAAGAAAGGGGAAAAAAAAAUCUGUAGGUCGUCCACCUGGUCCCUAUACAAGAAAAAUGAUUCACAAAACUCCAGAGUCGUCUCCUCUGGAUAAUGAACCAGUUCCAGUGAUAGAGAACCCAGCCUUGGAAUUACCCUGCACUGUUGGGAAAUCUGAUGGAACUGCACAUUCAUCCAAUACCUCAGAUGUGGAAUCCACAGGUGCUGCCAGUAUGAAAGAAACUACCUCAUCUAGCAUUUCCAGACAUUAUAGUUUAUCUGACUCGAGAAAAAGGACUCGUACAGGAAGAACUUGGCCUGCUGCAAUACCACAUUUGAGAAGAAGAGGUCGCUUUCCACGAAAAGCACUCCAGACUCAAAAUUCAGAAAUUGUAAAAGAUGAUGAGAGCAAGGAAGACUACCAAUAUGACGAACUCAAUACAGAGAUACUUAACAACUUAGCAGAUCAGGAAUUACAGCUCAAUCAUCUAAAGAACUCAAUUACUAGUUAUUUUGGUGCAGCAGGUAGAAUAGCUUGUGGGGAAAAAUACCGCGUUUUGGCUCGUCGGGUGACACUUGAUGGAAAGGUGCAGUAUCUUGUGGAGUGGGAAGGAGCAACUGCAUCCUGACUGUAGGACUGAACAUUAUGUUCACUGCACUGUCAUCUGUAAGUACAGUUCAUAAUGCAGAGCCACGAGAGAAACGUGUCUUUAAAUGUGUUUCUAAAAACAAAACAAAACCAGUUUAGCCUUAACAUGUAACUGUUAUCAUUACAGCUCUUGUGAUAAAGACUUAUCUUUUUAAAAUCUGAUCUGAAACUUAAAUUUUUUAAUCUGAACAUUGUUAGAUUGUUUUAGGUUGGGAUAUUUUGGGUUACAAUUGCUUAAAAAUGUGCAUGGUGUUU
Molecule: messenger RNA, 2056 nt
Organism: Leptosomus discolor (cuckoo roller)
Lineage: Eukaryota; Metazoa; Chordata; Aves; Leptosomiformes; Leptosomidae
Gene: MTF2
Product: metal response element binding transcription factor 2
Biological process (GO): negative regulation of gene expression, epigenetic
Cellular component (GO): nucleus
Molecular function (GO): DNA binding; chromatin binding
Source: RefSeq, a predicted model, not a curated record